Symbiodinium necroappetens is the source of this 1659-nucleotide messenger RNA. Lineage: Eukaryota; Dinophyceae; Suessiales; Symbiodiniaceae. The record is from the annotation of a GenBank genome assembly.
AUGCCGCUUGCCUCCGCCGUGGCGUGCGGCACGAAUCAAUUACAGACACGCCAGCAGGAUUCGUUGCAGGCUAUCGUGAACAAACAUGUGCAGGACCCUGCUCUACGAGAGCUCAACAGUAGCCAAACGUCUACAGAGCGGGGUGUCCAGCGCUGGGAGCAGGCGCACCUUGUUUCUGCCCUGGACGUCAUCAACGAUUACCAGCGGUCCCGGCGUGCGCGAGUCUUCAAGGCACUGGGGGAUUUUGGCCCUAGUUGGAGGCGAUCCUACAAAAACGACCCCAGGACCCGGAUGUGUGAACUUCUGAAAAGCUGGCUCCGGGCGAAUGCUGCGAGCAGCUCGCUGGCGGAGGAAGAGGUGCGAAGCAUGUGCGGACUUUGUCGUGACAUCCUCAGCCAUCCGCAUCUUUUCCCAGCUCGCAAUCCGCAGAGUUUCUUGAAGAGUACCGCGGAUGUGUAUGACCACCUGCAGUGGCAGUUGCAAGAGGUCUUGGAAAAGGAUCGGAGCUGCGCAGAGCUGGCGCAGCGGCUCAUCUCGCUCAGUCGCAAUCUUGUCGCAGACACCAUCUCGUAUCUUCUGCUUGCUCCUACGGACCUGAAGGACACCGAUGUGGAAAGGUUUGCGGCAAAGAAGCCACGCCCUGUGAGCCUUCACAGCUGCCUGCACGAGUUCGCUCGUCCAGCAGAACUGGCAGCCUUUCUACACGAUGAAAUCCCUGUGCGUUUCGCGGAGAGGAUCCGAUGGAUAGAACAGGUGCCAGAGUGGAAAGAGAUUCCGGAGCUCGUCGAUGCCCAUCUGAAGCACAUGGCCUCGUUCUCUUACAUGCGCAAGGCUGAUCCCAAAGAGCCUGUGAAGUUCCAGGGUUCCCUUCAGAGGAUUCUGAAGCGCCAAGACAACAUGGUCGAAUUAAUGUCGCAUGCCAUGCAGAGGCUUCGUUCGGUUCGUGGAGGCCAGGACUUCGACGGUUUUUCCAAUAAGUUCCUCGAUAACUUUCUGCUCAAUCGUCUUGGCUGCAACUUGCUCAUGACACACUAUUUGGCCAUCGCACACCCUGGCCGCCACACGAUCGGAAUAAUUGAUCCACAGUGUGAUGCAGUGGAAGUUUGCAGGGAAGCUGCCCAGGACGUGCAAAACGCCUGUCGCGACUUCCUUGGUCGUGCGCCGCCGCUAGAGGUGCAGGGCUUCUCGCAGGGAGCACCGACGGCCGGCUUUGCUCCUCGUUUUGCCUACAUCCCCGGAAUCCUCAGCUUCAUCGUGCGCGAAUUGCUGAAGAACAGCUUCCGUGCCACGCUGGACUUGGAAACUGACCUGGCUGACCUGGAGAACCGUCCCGUCCAAAUCAUUGUCUGUGCUGAUGAGGACCACGUUAUGAUCCGCAUCAGUGACCGGGCGCAGGGCAUUCCAAUCGAUGUUGGCACGCGGGUGUGGUCGUACAUGUAUACGACCUCAAAGAAAGCUUCCCCAUUGAGUGGCUACGGGGUAGGUCUGCCACUAAGUCGGCUCCAUGCGAGGUACCUGGGCGGUUCUCUCCAGCUGGUGUCUCUGCCGGGCUUCGGCACGGAUGCUUACCUAAGCCUGCCUCGUGUGGACACUCAGAUGGUGGAGGUCGUGCCGGACUGUGAUGAACACGAGUCUGUCGAGUAUUCAUUUACCGUUUGA